AGAAUUUGGAGUAAUGGCUGGAAACAUAAUGCAGUUGGCAGUAUUUGCCAUCGUGACAAUACUCGGAGGCGUAUCCUCCCAUACCUACCACUUGGGAACCUGCCCGAAGGUCGAAGCGAUGGACGAUUUCCAGAUGAGCAAGUUUUUAGGAAUAUGGUACGUGGUUCAGAAGACAUCUACUGGUAGCAGUUGCUUGGCAAAUAAUUACACAGUGGAUCAUGAAAGUGGAGGUUAUUUGCUGGAGCAGACAAGCCAACAUUUAAUUCUAGGUCUUACCAGCCUGGAUCACACGUACAGAUAUACUGGCAAACUUUCUGUUCCACGUCCUAAUGUCCCUGCGAAGAUGCAAGUCAACUUCCCUCUCAGUGUAGCUGGUAGUGCAACUUACACUGUAUUUGCUACUGACUACGAAAACUAUGCUGGAAUAUUUACAUGCCAGAAACUGACUUUUGCUCAUCGCCAAUCUGCUUCUAUUCUGUCACGAAAACGCACACUCGAGAAACAGUACGUUGACAAGCUUCGCAACAAGCUUAGCAGUUACGGCAUCGACCCCUUCGAUUUGAGCAUCAUUGACCAAAGCGGUUGCCCCACUGAAGAAGGCGUCAACAUCAACAUUGAUUCAAACACUUUCAGCGCGGGCAGCAUCGCUGGAGUAGUUCGCACAGCAGGAGACAAACUGGGAGAUGGAAUCGAAACCCUUGCUAGUGGUGCGAAGACUGUCUACCACACUGUACAAAACAAACGAGACCGAGAAGAACUGAGCAGUGGGGCUACCAGCAAUGAAGCUGAGUGGCUGCCUUGAAUUGAAUCUAAACGUCAAAAUUAGAACUGUUAGGACCAGUUUCAAGGGACCUGAAAAGUCUGUGGUGAUACUGCACCACGGUGUUUGAUGAAGUCAGAUACUAAAAAUAAAGUAGUUUUCAGAAAUUAAUUUAGAACCGAUACUAAAAUUUUUUCAUGGCCCUAAGGAGGGAUGUUUUGUACAAACUCACAUGAUUUUUUAAUGAAUUUGUAUGAUUAUAUUUUUGCAUGAAAAGUGUGAAUGAAUGUGUGUUAUACAUGUAAGAAUACCAAAGAAUUAAUGACAUUAUUUAUGUUUUUAAAUUAAUACCUUCAUUCAACCUCUUUCCCUAAUAUUUUCCACAUUUUUAUACUUGUACAUAUAUGUACAUGUGUACUGAGUAAUCUACGUAGUAUGGGGGAAGUUAUGUAAUACCACACCAGAAAACGGCGGAUUUUCAGCAAAAAAAAAAAAAAAAAAAAAAAGCCCUGAUAACGAACAAGGGGAUAAAUCUAGUUACUAAAUUAAGAAAAAACUCUAAGUAGUGGUCUAGCCAGAAUCCCUGUUUUGCGGGUCCUUAAUACUGAAAAAUCAAUUGAUUGUUCUGUGAAAACUAGCUCAAAAUUUCGCAUUGUCAGAAACGCUCAAACGCCAUUUUGUUUUAAAGAAAUCGGCUCCACAUU
Molecule: messenger RNA, 1464 nt
Organism: Gryllus bimaculatus (two-spotted cricket)
Lineage: Eukaryota; Metazoa; Arthropoda; Insecta; Orthoptera; Gryllidae
Source: the annotation of a GenBank genome assembly